Messenger RNA from Alosa alosa (allis shad), 1757 nucleotides. RefSeq names its product arylacetamide deacetylase-like 4 (gene aadacl4). Gene Ontology annotation, cellular component: membrane. Lineage: Eukaryota; Metazoa; Chordata; Actinopteri; Clupeiformes; Clupeidae. The record is from RefSeq and is a predicted model, not a curated record. The transcript is spliced from 4 exons. Bases 365 to 1444 code for a protein of 359 amino acids. Gene Ontology annotation, molecular function: carboxylic ester hydrolase activity.
UCUCCUGCCAUUGAAUACCCCCGUGAGCCUCUGCGCGUUUGAAGGUUUCUGAUGUAUGGCCAUCGCCAUCUGCCCAACUAUUCCUCUUAAGUUGUUGGCAACAUAUUUGAUGCUGUGUUUGGAAACACAGUAAUAGAGUAGGCUACCAUUAAAUGCAAUGUAUUUUGUUUUAGAUGCAGAAGCGAACUCGACUCGACUUGUAGCCUACAAGCUUGCCAGUCACGACUCACCUGUAAAUCUACGUCAACGUCAACCGCAAAACUGCUACUGCCAUCAAUAUAAACAUGGCUGUUAGAAUGGCCGAUAAUGUCAAGACAAAAUGAGUGCUAUCUAUCAGUGAACACGCCGAUUGUUUUCAUUUCAGAUGGGCAGGAUCCUGGACCGUCUGGGCCUGUGUAGCCAGGUCCGCUUCACCCGAUGGGCCACAGGCCUCAUCAUGGCCAGUAGGAGACCGGUUCCAGAAGGGCUCCGUAUCAAGGACCUGACCUUCGCUGAGGUGCCAGUGCGGGUUUAUGAGCCGACGGCACCCAGCUCGGGCAAGAGGAGAGGCUUGGUCUACUUCCACGGGGGAGGGUGGGUGUCUGGGAGUAUAGAUACCUCAGACGAAGUGUGUCGAUACAUCGCCAUAAAGAGUGAAACCACUGUGGUGUCUGUUGGCUACCGUCUCGCCCCCGAGCACAGGUACCCCACCCAGCUGGACGACUGUGAGGCCGCCACCUGCCAUUUCCUGUCAGUGGCCGCCGACAGCUUUGGGGUGGACCCGUGCCGGGUGGCGGUGGGCGGGGACAGUGUGGGGGGGAACUUGGCGGCGGCCCUGUGCCAACGUCUGGCUGGGCGACACCAGCCGGGGCAUCUGCUCGCACCCUGCGCCCAGGUCCUCAUCUACCCGGCGCUGCAGAUGGCCGAUUUCAACCUGCCCUCGUACCAGCAGAACGGCACCGUGCCCAUCUUGCUCCGGGCGCGUGUGGCCUUCUACUUCCUGCAGUACCUCUGUGGGGAGGCGUACGCCUGCCCGGAGCUGCUGGACGGCCUGCACGUGCCCGCCGAGCUCAAGCUGCGCUACGGACGCUGGCUCGACCCCAACGACCUGCCUGCUGAGAUCAAAGCCCGGGGCUUCGAGCGCCAGACACCCUCAGAGCACGACGGUGAGGUCUACCACCUCGUCAAGGCCGGGCUGAGCGCCGAGGUGUCUCCCCUGCUGGCGGACGAUGCCGCCUUGAGCGCCGUGCCGCCGGCCUUCGUCCUCACCUGCGAGUAUGACGUGCUGAGGGACGAGGGCAUCUUCUACACCAGGCGGCUGGAGCAGCUGGGCGUGCCCGUCACCUGGCACAACGCGCCCGACAGCUUCCAUGGCGUCAUCAACUUCUACAACCGCGGCUGGCUGUCCUUCGCCUCCGCCGAGAGGGUUCUGGAGAGGGUUGUUGACUAUGUGAAAACACUGUAGAGAAGUGAGAAGGCUUUGUGUAACUUGAUUCAUGUGGACCCGGCAUGUUAUCGAGUCAGAGUGAUGAGUCACGCUGCAUCUAUCUGACCAAAGAAUAAGGUUUACAUGCAGGGAAUGCUUUUUAGGAAACCGGAAAUCAAUGGUUUAUGUCAUAUGAAAAUGUAUUCCAGUGAAGCAGCAUUCUUAUAGUGAUUGUGAUGUUAUAUUAUUUACUUCACCAUCUGUGAAGAUUCCAUUCAGCCACUUUUUAAUUCUCUACUGUAGAGUCUAGAUGUUUUAUUAUAACCAUGGCAAAAUAACAGUAAGAACUGAC